AUGUGUGGGGAAGGUGUGGCUAACCUUAGUUACCUUACACAGAAGAAAGGAAUGGGCAAACAGAACAUGCAAAAGUGGAGAUGGUCCGGUAGCCUAGGCACCUCCAUGAUGGGGAGCCUUAACGCAAGUAAGCUCUAUCUCUUGGCAUCCCGAUAUUACUAUCAGAAGCUUUGGAAAAGGGGAAAUCAGGAGAAGGUGUACACCACCAGAUAUGCACAUAGGCGCGCACGGGCGAUGUACCUCCUCCUCCUCCUCUUCACUGACUUAGGCGAUGAUUUUUUGGGGGCCUCAUUCUUCUUGGGGGCCAUUUGCCAGGUUUCCAGCCUAUCCAAGCAUUACACACAUACACAAACACAACCCACCAUUGACACUAGCACUGCAUAUCACAGCCAGCGGCUAUGGUAA
Aspergillus niger is the source of this 405-nucleotide messenger RNA. RefSeq lists its product as hypothetical. The record is from RefSeq and is a predicted model, not a curated record. Bases 1 to 405 code for a protein of 134 amino acids. Lineage: Eukaryota; Fungi; Ascomycota; Eurotiomycetes; Eurotiales; Aspergillaceae. The transcript is spliced from 3 exons.